Molecule: messenger RNA, 2139 nt
Organism: Aspergillus sclerotioniger CBS 115572
Lineage: Eukaryota; Fungi; Ascomycota; Eurotiomycetes; Eurotiales; Aspergillaceae
Product: putative ER to Golgi transport protein (Sly41)
Exons: 3
Coding region: 249-1907 (552 amino acids)
Biological process (GO): phosphoenolpyruvate transmembrane import into Golgi lumen
Cellular component (GO): endoplasmic reticulum; Golgi apparatus
Molecular function (GO): phosphoenolpyruvate transmembrane transporter activity; antiporter activity
Source: RefSeq, a predicted model, not a curated record
UAGAAAACUGCAAACGUUACCUACGGCACCGUUCUGCUACCCACUUCUGCCCACUUUGAUGUACUCCUCAAAAACGCAAGCUCAUCAACGUCGCGCCUGGCUUUCUGAAUAAGGGAAUCGAUUAUAAUCUAGUCACUGUCUAAGAAGACUGGAGGGUUCGACGGUUAGACUACCAUAUCUAACUAUCACCAUACAGGAGUCGGCUUCCAUGUCAUUGCUCUAGGUUGUCGCAGUCAAUGAAUUAGGAGAUGACCACAACAAUCGUGACUGGCACUGGAAGACGUUCUUCUAUACGGCUACCUGACCUUCAAGCUCCGGUAGCUUCGUCCAUCUCACAACAAAUGACAAGUCCGAUAGACAAGUUCCCGCCAUUCAUUGAUGAGGUAUAUGAAACGACAGCCGAAUCCAGGGAGACACACUCAAACACUUCGGUCAGAUAUGCGCCGACAGAUCGCUGGGAGCCGCGAAAACAAAUCCAAUUUCCCCGAGAUCAUAAGCAUGGUCCUGCAUUGAAUUCGAAGAGAAGGUCAAGAAAAAGUAUAAGCGAGGCGUUUAGCACAAUAAGAACUCGCAAUGGUAGUGUUAGUGCCAAUGCUCAAGAGUUGGCCGAGGCUCUUAGAGCUCCGGUAUCGUACAAGUUGAUAGUUCUCUGUCUCAUUUGGUAUACGACCUCCGCUCUGACGAAUACCUCAUCGAAAUCCAUUUUGAAUGCCCUCCCGAAACCAAUAACUCUUACAAUCAUACAAUUUGCUUUCGUAGCAUUCUGGUGCUUGGUAUUGUCAUACCUGUCGACCACGCUACCCUGGCUAAAAGACAGCAUACCGGCCCUCAAGAACGGCAUUCGUCCCCCAUCCCGUGACGUUGUCAUGACGGCUUUGCCUUUGGCUGUGUUCCAGUUAGCCGGCCAUAUACUUAGCUCCAUGGCUACUUCACAGAUUCCUGUCUCACUCGUCCACACUAUCAAGGGACUCUCGCCUCUUUUCACAGUUUUGGCGUACCGUGUGUUCUUCCGGAUCCGGUAUGCCAGAGCAACAUAUCUUUCUCUUGUCCCAUUGACCCUAGGUGUAAUGCUUGCCUGUUCUACAGCCGUUUCAACAAAUUUCUUCGGCAUACUGUGUGCAUUAGUCGCGGCUUUGGUCUUCGUCUCUCAAAAUAUAUUUUCAAAGAAGCUUUUUAACGAAGCGUCCCGUGCGGAAUCAGAGGCAGAAACAUCCAGCCGAAGAAGACUGGAUAAGCUGAACUUGCUUUACUAUUGUUCAGGAUUAGCCUUCAUUCUUACAUUACCUAUAUGGCUUAUAUGCGAAGGAUAUCCUCUAAUCUCAGACUUUAUGCAGGAUGGCGCCAUUUCAUUGUCAGGAAAUAGAGGCUCACUUGAUCAUGGCGCGCUCUUCCUUGAAUUCGUAUUCAAUGGAGUGUCGCACUUCGCACAGAAUAUACUGGCGUUUGUUCUCUUAUCUAUCAUUUCACCAGUAUCUUACUCCGUCGCGUCUUUGGUGAAAAGAGUUUUCGUGAUUGUCGUUGCGAUCAUUUGGUUUGGAAGCUCAACAACACCUAUGCAAGGUUUUGGGAUCGCUCUUACUUUCGUUGGGCUCUACCUCUACGACCGCAAUAACCAUGAUGACCUGGCAGAUCAGAGAGCAAAUUCCGAUCAUUUUCGCACAAGGGAAACCGUCCUCCCACUGAAUGCUCGGACCACAGGCAAAACAUGGGACUCAAGUGGCUAUGCUUCCUUAGCAAGCAAACUCUCUCACCAUCAGCCUUCAGGUGGCCCUGCCUCACAUAUGAGUGAUCCCAAAAAGGAAGAUGAUGAACAGGGUCGUGCUCGCCCAAGAGGAAGCAGUAGCUCCAGAGUGUGGCUACCUCCUGGCACGAAGCAAAAAACAACUUGGCAGCGGAAUCAUUCCUAGGUGCCUCUUUUCUUGCCAUUGUCGUCUUUAUUCUACGAUAUCCCAUGUCUAUUCUUUGUUGAGAUCUAACUGUAACAUGUUCUGGUGAUUGCUAGUGGGCAUGUAUUGAUACUAUGAAACACAUUUUUUUGAGCAUGGCGAAGCCAUACAUACCAUAUAGGCCAGUUUUGUCCACCUGGAUAUCCUAGUGUACCUUUUUGGAGAACUGUCGAAAUAUCAGGUAUAAGACUGU